Messenger RNA from Maudiozyma barnettii, 1251 nucleotides. It is a transcript of the gene REF2, whose product is annotated as RNA-processing protein REF2. The transcript has a single exon. The record is from RefSeq and is a predicted model, not a curated record. NCBI's taxonomy places the organism in Eukaryota, Fungi, Ascomycota, Saccharomycetes, Saccharomycetales, Saccharomycetaceae. Bases 1 to 1251 code for a protein of 416 amino acids.
AUGUCAACCAACCCAGUACCUCAAUUAGUAAACGUCUCACAUGCCUUGUCAGCUACCGUCAUAGAAGAGAUGCGUAAUACUCUCGAUACCUUACAGCAGCAGAAACAAUUCAAUGAAGAUCAAGUACCGUUAUUGAUGUCAUAUUUGGCACAAUUGAACGGAGCUCUUCUACAGUUUACAGAAGAUAAUAAACAUGUAAAACCUGGAGUCGAUGGUGUCACUUCUGGUGAUUUGGAUUUAAUUAAUGGGUUAAUUACAUUAUACAAAGAUUACAUCUAUAAAUUUAAUAAUAUAGAGAAAAAAUUCAGUUCAAUGGAAGCCAAACCGCAAUCAAAAAUUGAUACCAUUUCAAGGAAUUCAUCGAAUGUAAAUUUAGAUGAAGGAAUCCGUGCAUUGAAAGAAGUUAAACAAGUGAAAAAAUCAGUACCAACAUCUACACCAAAGAGAGAAAUAUAUAUUGCUGAUAGUAGCAAAAAAAAGAAAUCUAUUGAAACUAAUAAUACUAUCUUAACAGAUGAAAAUAUUAAGGAAAAUCAAAUUAACAAGAAGAAGAUAUCAUUCACAAAAUACAAGAAAAAAGAGGAUUCUCCAAUAAAUUCAAACGAUGAAACAUCGGGGAAUAAUAAGAGAACAAGCAUCCAAGAGGAAAAUAUGGAUAAUUCAAAUAGUGAACGUAGUCCUAAGAAAAUGAAAUUAGAUGAAAAUUCUACAAAGAUACGAUCAAUCUUAAAGAAUAGUGAAACCAGUGAUAAGACAAAACAAAAGAAGAAGAAGAAAGUUGGAAUCAGUUUCCCAGUAGAGGAUGAUUUGGUAAGAGUUUAUGGUGAUGAUCUUCCAACUACUGGUUUAAAAGUUACACCAACGGAAUUAAAGAAAAUCUUAAGACCAUUUAAAGAAGGUGAACCAAAGGAGAAAGUACUUAUUGAAGGAUUUAAUUCAAAACCAAAAUUAUUAAAUAUACAAGUUACCAUCAAGGAUUCAGAUAUAUCCCAAUUAAAGAAUGGACCAAUAAAAUUUGAGACUAUGACACCACUGUUAUAUAGAGAUAAUUUCAGGAAUUUUAGUAAAGAUUUGAAAAAACCAGCUAGAGAGCCUAUUCCUGAGAUGGGUCUACAACAUAACGGUACAACUCCAUUAGUUGCACAAGCAUAUGGCCGUAACGGUUUAUUAUUAAGGAACGAUAGAGGUGGCAUCCCUUACAAGCGAGUUCCUGAAGUAAGAAGAAAUAAAUAUCCAUCAAGAUACCAAUAG